CUCUUUCUCCUAUCGCCUCUACGGCCACUCCCCGUCGACACCGCCACUUCAUUGUUUCUAGGGUUUAUGCUUCUCUCUCUUCCUCCCACCGACAUGAACCCCCUGUAAUCCCCAUUAACAUAAACCCUAGCCCUAACUCCCCCUCCUCCUCCUCCUCCUCCUCCUCCUCGCUCUCCUUCCGUAUCAGCAACCCCUCCUCCUUGGUACUCCACCACCUCCAACCAUGCCGAAGGUCUACGGCACCGGAAUCUACGACUUUCGCCGCCACCGCGUCGCCGAGUACCCCGUCGAGCUCGUCGGCGGCGCCAGGGAGGAGCCGCCGCCGGCGGAGAAGCAGCCGGAUCAGCGCCCCGGCGGCGCCGUCUCCGGCUCCAUCACCCUCGUCGAGAUACAGCGCGACCGCCUCACGAAGAUCGCCGCCGCCAACUGGGGCAAGUCCUCCGGGGGCCGGAACUUCGACCCCGAGCUCGUGAGGGAGAUCUACGAGACCGAGCUUAGGGUUUCGGGCACCGGGCGUAAGACGGUCCCUCUCCAUAGGGUCAUGAUCCUAGAAGUGAGCCAGUACUUGGAGAACUAUCUCUGGCCUAAUUUCGAUCCCGAGACCGCCACCUUCGAGCACGUCAUGUCGAUGAUUCUCAUGGUUAAUGAGAAGUUUCGGGAGAAUGUAGCUGCGUGGAUUUGCUUCUACGACCGGAAGGAGGCAUUCAAAGGGUUCUUAUUGCGGGUCCUUCGGCUCAGAGAAGAGGAAAGAACUUUAAGCAUGGCAGAGAAGACGAAUUACCUACUUUUCUUGAUAAAUGCCUUCCAGAGUCUGGAGGAUGAGAUUGUUAGUGAAACUGUUCUCCAGUUAGUAAGCCUCCGGUUGUGGCACAGUCUCUCGUUUGGUCGAUUUCAGAUGGAGUUAUGCCAAAAUCCACAUUUAAUUAAGAAAUGGAAAAAGAUGACCAAGAAAGAAGCAAAAGCCAAGAAAGGCGGUCAAGUAGUUGACCCUUCAAAGGUCCUUGAAGUAAAGUUCCUAAGGGAUCUAAUUGACGAGUUUUUAGAGAUUCUUGAUUCCAGUGUCAUCCUAUUGAAGCUUGAUGAUAAUGAAGGAAACCAACCCGGUGAUUCAUCUUCUGAGCAAGUUGACGAUUCUUGUGUUCUAUAUUGCGAGAGAUUUACUGAAUUCUUGAUUGAUUUGUUGAGCCAACUGCCAACUAGGAGAUUCUUAAAGCCUGUAAUUGCUGACGCUGCUGUUGUUGCUAAAUGUCACUUAAGUGCACUUUACACGCAUGAAAAGGGACGCCUUUUUGCUCAGCUGGUGGACCUUCUACAAUUUUAUGAAGGUUUUGAGAUUGAUGAUCAUUUUGGAACACAACUUAAUGAUGAUGAUAUUUUGCUUGCUCAUUACUCUCGUCUUCAAGCUUUUCAACUAUUGGCAUUUAAACAAGUACCUAAGUUGCGAGAUUUUGCUUUGUGCAAUAUUGGUUCAAUCCACAAGCGUGCUGAUUUAUCCAAGAAGUUAUCAGUUUUAUCAGACGAUGAACUGCGGGAGUUGGUGUGCAAUAAGCUUAAACUAGUUUCAGAUGACGAUCCAGGCAGUACAAGGCGUGAUUUCCUCAUUGAGGUGGUAGUCUCCUUCUUUGAGAAGCGCCAGUCCCAAAAAGAAGCCAUAAAUGCGCUCCCUCUUUACCCAAACGAACAGAUAAUGUGGGAUGAGAGCGUCGUCCCAAGUAUCAACUACUCCGGCGAGGGCUGCCUCGCGCUCCCUAAACUCAACCUCCAGUUCCUAACCCUCCAUGAUUAUUUACUUCGAAACUUCAAUCUCUUCCGCCUUGAAUCCACAUACGAAAUCCGUGAGGAUAUCCAAGAAGCCGUUCCUCACCUCCUUGCAUACAUCAAUAAUGAGGGAGAAACUGCUUUUCGUGGUUGGUCAAGAAUGGCUGUGCCAAUCAAGCAGUUCAAGAUCGCCGAAGUGAAGCAGCCGAACGUUGGAGAAGUCAAGCCGUCAUCGGUAACAGCUGAAGUCACUUUCAGCAUAACGAGUUACAGAGCGCAGGUAAGAUCAGAAUGGGAUGCUCUGAAAGAACACGAUGUCUUGUUUUUAUUGUCGAUUCGCCCAUCUUUUGAGCCAUUAAGCCCAGAAGAAGCCGCUAAAUCAACUGUGCCUGAAAGACUCGGACUUCAGUAUGUACGCGGAUGCGAAGUAAUUGAGAUCCGCGAUGAAGAAGGAGUACUUAUGAAUGAUUUUACUGGAAGAAUUAAAAGAGAUGAAUGGAAGCCCCCUAAAGGUGACAUCCGUACUGUUACUGUUGCCCUAGAUACAGCACAGUACCACAUUGAUGAUACUGAGAAAGCUGAAAAAGGAGGUGAAGAUGUAUAUAGAACAUUCAACAUUUUAAUGAGGAGGAAACCCAAGGAGAAUAAUUUUAAAGCUAUUUUAGAAUCUAUACGUGACCUUAUGAAUGAAACAUGCAUAGUUCCUGAGUGGUUGCACAACAUAUUUUUGGGUUACGGAAAUCCAUCUGCUGCACAGUGGACUAACAUGCCGGACCUUUUGGACAUGAUAGACUUCAAGGACACUUUUCUUGAUGCUGAUCAUCUAAGAGAAAGCUUUCCGAAUUAUGAGGUUUCCUUUGUCAAUCCAGAUGGUACCGAGAGCCUGCACCCUAAACCUCCUUUCCGGAUUAGGCUUCCCAAAUCAAUGAAAGGAAAUUCUCUUGCUCUUCCAGGCAGUAUUAAGUCAAGUGACAUAAAUAUUAUGGAUGAGAAAAAGGCUGAUCAAAGCUCCCAAGAGGAAAAGCUGAUAGUUGAGGCAUAUCUUCCUGCUGAUCCAGGCCCGUAUCCUCAAGAUAAACCGAAGCAAAACACAGUCAGAUUUACUCCUACUCAGAUUGGAGCUAUUAUUUCGGGAAUUCAGCCUGGGUUAACUAUGGUUGUUGGACCACCUGGUACAGGGAAGACUGAUACAGCAGUGCAGAUUUUGAAUGUUCUCUAUCAUAAUUGCCCUUCCCAGAGAACACUAAUCAUCACGCAUUCGAACCAGGCUUUAAAUGAUCUUUUUGAGAAAAUAAUGCAGAGAGACGUACCUGCCAGAUACCUCCUCCGCCUCGGUCAAGGAGAACAGGAGCUUGCAACUGAUCUUGAUUUCAGCCGACAGGGCCGCGUGAAUGCCAUGCUUGUCCGACGAUUAGAACUCCUUAGUGAAGUUGAAAGACUUGCCAGAUCACUUCACUUACCCGAAGAUGUAGGCUACACUUGUGAAACUGCUGGAUACUUUUGGCUGCUUCAUGUCUACUCCCGUUGGGAACAAUUUCUUGUUGCCUGUGCCCAAAAUCAAGAUAAACCAACUUUCGUUAAAGACCGAUUCCCAUUUUCGGAAUUUUUCGCAAACACUCCCCAACCAGUUUUCACUGGUGAAUCAUUCAAGAAAGACAUGCAUGCGGCACAAGGGUGUUUCCGACACCUGUCUACUAUGUUUCAAGAGCUUGAAGAGUGCAGGGCUUUUGAGUUGCUUAAAUCAACAGCUGAUCGGGCCAAUUAUUUAAUGACUAAACAAGCCAAGAUUGUUGCGAUGACCUGCACUCAUGCUGCUCUAAAAAGGAGGGACUUUCUUCAGUUGGGCUUUAAGUAUGACAAUUUGCUUAUGGAGGAAAGCGCACAAAUAUUAGAAAUCGAGACUUUUAUACCCAUGUUGUUACAGAGGCAGGAGGAUGGUUACGCUCGGCUAAAACGAUGUAUAUUAAUUGGGGAUCAUCAUCAGUUGCCCCCUGUUGUGAAAAACAUGGCUUUUCAGAAGUAUAGUCAUAUGGAUCAAAGCUUGUUCACUAGGUUCGUUCGUCUCGGUGUGCCUUAUAUUGAACUGAAUGCACAGGGUCGAGCUCGACCAAGUAUAGCCAAGCUUUAUAACUGGCGAUACAGGGAGUUGGGGGAUCUUCCUUAUGUUCUUCAAGAGCCUAUUUUCCACAAGGCUAAUGCUGGGUUCUCUUAUGAGUAUCAGCUGAUAGAUGUUCCUGAUUAUCUUGGAAAGGGUGAGACUGCUCCUUCUCCCUGGUUCUAUCAGAAUGUAGGAGAGGCCGAAUACGUUGUGAGUGUUUACAUGUACAUGCGCUCAAUUGGGUAUCCCGCCAGCAGGAUCUCUAUUUUGACAACAUACAAUGGCCAAAAGCUGCUUAUCCGUGAUGUUGUGAAUAGGCGGUGCAAAGCAUAUGGGAUCGAACCACCUAGCAAGGUGGCAACAGUCGAUAAGUUCCAAGGCCAACAAAAUGAUUUCAUCCUUCUGUCUCUUGUCCGAACCCGAUUUGUGGGCCAUCUCCGUGAUGUCAGGAGACUUGUCGUUGCAAUGUCUCGUGCACGUUUGGGCCUUUACAUAUUCUGCCGGCGUUCACUGUACGAGCAAUGCUAUGAGCUGCAGCCGACGUUUCAGCUUCUGCUUCAGAGACCGGAUCAACUGUGUCUGAAUCUAGACGAAACCACUCCAUUCACAGAACGCCUGGUUGGAGACACAGGGAAUGUUCAUGUGAUAACUGGGGUCCAGGAUAUGGAGCAGUUAGUUAAUUUCAGGAUGCAUCAGCUUUACCAGAUGCAAGUCAUGAACCAACACGCCUCUUUCGAGAGAUCUUCAAAUGCAAAUGGAUCUCAAAUUUUGCCCUCUACUGACCGUGUAGAGGAUACCGAUAUGCCUCUUGCAAAUGGUGAAUCUGAUAACGGGCCACCCGAAAUUAGUCGAAAUGAUGCAGAGAUGAUGGAACAAUAAUGAUGAAGACAAUGGUUCCGCAAAUUCUUUGAUAUAACAUGAAAGGAGGCUGUGAACUCUUCUCGAGUGCCCUGUGUACAAGGAGUCCACUACCUAAGGACGUAAAUAGCCAAUUACUAAGGACAUAAAGAGCCAAUUACUAAUGCAUUGAAAAAUAUCACACUAUGGGUACUUUAGUAGAGGUGAUUGUCCCUCCAAAUGUGUAAGGGGAUGUUACAAUUCUGGCAUAUAGUGAUUGAAGAAGAGCAUCGGCCUCUUGUAUUAUUUUAGCACCUGGAGGUUUACAACGGGAACGAUUAAGAGUAAAAUAUGCAGUCUUUCUGACGAGCUUGCAUUGUAAGUUCACCUCCAUAGAAGCUGCUUCAGUUUAUGGCUUCUCAUUCAGCUUCCCACUUGUUUUAUCACUAUCACUGGAGCGAAAUUGGUGAAGGGUGCAUUUUACAGCCAAAAGGUGGAAACCUUUAUUGUUUUCAUGGUGAAAUUUAACGUCGGAUUAGCAAAUGUGACUUGGUGGUUUUUUGUAGUACUUGUAAUAUAUGUAUCCUGCUUAUGGAGAGGAAUAUUUAGAGCAAAUAGCUUCUUUUGCAUAUAAUAAAACAUCUACUCUGAAAUGAAGCCAUUAUGUGCUGGAUGUUGUUCGACUGUAGGAUGUGUGCCGUCUUUUCUCUGAAGAAGCUUUAUUGCUGUUUCUCAGUCUCGAUGUGAAAUGCUAAGAGCCUGUGCUUCUGAUUCUACUGUAGUAACAAUACGAUACGAGUAUUUUUAAUAUAAUGCUUUUGUAAUAAGUUGUUUAA
Messenger RNA from Ananas comosus (pineapple), 5529 nucleotides. RefSeq names its product intron-binding protein aquarius. Gene Ontology annotation, cellular component: catalytic step 2 spliceosome. Gene Ontology annotation, molecular function: helicase activity; mRNA binding. Gene Ontology annotation, biological process: mRNA splicing, via spliceosome. The transcript is spliced from 14 exons. Bases 224 to 4735 code for a protein of 1503 amino acids. The record is from RefSeq and is a predicted model, not a curated record. NCBI's taxonomy places the organism in Eukaryota, Viridiplantae, Streptophyta, Magnoliopsida, Poales, Bromeliaceae.